GAUCUGGCUGGUCGUGACGUCACGUGACAGCCCAGCGACUUUUGGUGGCGGAACAGAGGAGGAACACAAGCGGGUUCUGUCUGUCUGUCUGUCUGUUCGUCUGCUUCGUCUUCGUCUCUGUUUGUCUGGGACAAGAACCUCAAUCGCUUUGGCUUCCACGGUCCGGACUCGGUACCGGUGGCUAUGGAUCCGUCCGCCUGCUGCUGUCGCCACUGAGGUACCGUUGGAUGCUCCAGUGGCCGUCGAGGAGGAGGAGGGGCAUCCCUGUCAUUCUCCCACCUUCAGGCUAAGUCACCAUCGCAGCAUCUGACCACACAAGAAAGAGGAGAGGACACUGUCAGAGGGAAGGAAACAAGGAGGGAAAGACAGCGAGAGAGGGAGAAGGAGGCAUCAGGUGGAAAGACGAGGACUCCAGCAGACGGAGUUGUCGGAGCCUUUUUGGAGGUCAAGUGGUCGCACGGAUUCAGGUUCAACACCCCCUCGCUCACCCCACCCUACCCCACCCCCCUCCCGACCCCCCCACCCCUCCCAGUCAUCCUGGGAGAAGCUGUGACCAGGAGACGCCACCAUGAGCGACCAGAACGUGGUCAAGGAAGGCUGGGUCCAAAAACGAGGCGAGUACAUCAAGAACUGGCGUCCUCGCUACUUCCUGCUGAAGACGGACGGCUCCUUUAUCGGCUAUAAGGACAAACCGCAGGACUCGGACCUAGCUUACCCGCUCAACAACUUUUCUGUAGCAAAAUGUCAACUGAUGAAAACAGAACGUCCCAAACCAAACACCUUCAUCAUCCGCUGCCUGCAGUGGACCACCGUCAUCGAGAGGACCUUCCAUGUAGACACGCCCGAUGAAAGGGACGAGUGGGCGGAGGCCAUCCAGAUGGUGGCUGAGUCUCUGGCCAAGCAGGAGGAGGAGGGCAUCCUGAGCAGCCCCACCUCCCAGAUUGAGAACGUCAACGAGGAAGAGAUGGACACCUCCAUCAGCCACUACAAACGAAAGACGAUGAACGACUUUGACUAUCUGAAGCUUCUGGGCAAAGGAACUUUUGGGAAAGUCAUUUUGGUGCGAGAGAAGGCCAGCGGCACUUAUUACGCCAUGAAGAUCCUCAAGAAGGAAGUCAUCAUAGCCAAGGAUGAAGUUGCUCACACGCUGACAGAAAGUCGGGUAUUAAAAAACACGCGGCAUCCCUUCCUGACUUCUCUCAAGUACUCCUUCCAGACCAAGGACCGCCUCUGCUUUGUCAUGGAGUACGUCAACGGAGGAGAGUUGUUUUUCCACCUGUCAAGAGAACGUGUCUUUUCCGAGGACCGCACACGCUUCUAUGGUGCUGAGAUCGUCUCUGCCUUGGACUAUUUGCAUUCCGCAAAGAUUGUCUACCGUGACCUCAAGCUGGAGAACCUGAUGUUGGACAAAGAUGGACACAUCAAGAUCACAGACUUUGGCCUGUGUAAAGAAGGCAUCACAGACACGGCCACCAUGAAGACUUUUUGUGGAACGCCAGAGUACUUAGCGCCUGAGGUGCUGGAGGACAACGACUACGGGCGGGCAGUGGACUGGUGGGGUUUAGGCGUGGUCACGUACGAGAUGAUGUGCGGCCGCCUGCCCUUCUACAACCAGGACCACGAGAAGCUCUUUGAGCUCAUCCUCAUGGAGGAGAUCAAGUUCCCGCGCACGCUGUCGGCCGACGCCAAGUCGCUGCUGUCAGGUCUGCUGAUCAAGGACCCCAACAAGCGGCUGGGCGGAGGACCGGAUGAUGCCAAGGAGAUCAUGCGACACAGUUUUUUUGGCACUGUUGACUGGCAGGACGUCUACGACAAGAAGAUGGUCCCGCCCUUCCAGCCGCAGGUCUCCUCAGAGACGGACACGCGCUACUUUGACGAGGAGUUCACCGCACAGACCAUCACUAUCACUCCGCCGGAAAAAUAUGACGAGGACGGGAUGGACGCGGCUGACAACGAGCGAAGGCCUCAUUUCCCGCAGUUCUCCUACUCGGCCAGCGGGCGGGAAAAGUGACUGUUUUGGAUGUACUGUACGAUCAUUCCGAGGAUGAACACGGACUGUAACAACGCUUCCAACAAGCCAGGAGACACACUGAGGAGUCUUGUGUACAUAUUUAUGCAAUACGCAGUCAUUUUGGGGGAGCGGGGGUCUCUGCGAUGGGAAUGUCUACGUUGAAAUUCCAUGUGUGCGCGCUCAAAGACUUCAGACCUUCGUGGCAUCGUUUUCUACUCGGCGUCAUCCAUGGAGGCUGUUGCCAUGGAGACAGACAUCAGCCCCUCCCUGUCUCUCCUCCUCUGUUGCCAUGGUUCCCGCUCACGACUCCAUAUUUGUGUGAGCGUCACGCACCGUCACCUUUCUUUGUUCACUGUAAGGAAAUGAAAUGUGGGGACUUUUUUUGUUGUUUUGCUGGUUUCGACAGGUUGUUAGGUUCAUAUCCCAUCGUCCUCGCUGGCUCCGCCCCCAUUCUUCUUCUCUUCCUCCUUUUUAGGCAGUGUUAACGCGUACCUUCUUGAGCUGGAAAAAAAAAAGAGGCUGGAGGAUGAUGAUGGAUGCAUUAACUGAAGUCUCUUUUUAUUCCGUUUUUUUUGUUCUGUUCUGGAUUGUUUGCUUGUUUUCUUACAAAAAGAUUAGGGCAAGAUCCUUUGCUGUGCUAGUAUUUAUUUUCAAUUAAAUUAAAACAAAUACAGCUUCUGCU
Messenger RNA from Dunckerocampus dactyliophorus (ringed pipefish), 2693 nucleotides. It is a transcript of the gene akt3b, whose product is annotated as v-akt murine thymoma viral oncogene homolog 3b. The record is from RefSeq and is a predicted model, not a curated record. Gene Ontology annotation, biological process: protein phosphorylation. Bases 569 to 2011 code for a protein of 480 amino acids. The transcript has 15 exons. Gene Ontology annotation, molecular function: protein serine/threonine kinase activity; ATP binding. Lineage: Eukaryota; Metazoa; Chordata; Actinopteri; Syngnathiformes; Syngnathidae.